AUGGUGUUGUUUGAAGUCCUAAGAGUAUAUCCACCGGUAACUUGCGCGGUGAGAUAUACCGUCCAAAGAACUAAGGUAGGGGCCAUUUCCAUCCCUGCAGGGGUUGAAGUUUACCUACCAAUAAUGCUGUUGCAUCAUGAUCCUGAGUACUGGGGAGAAGAUGCAGAAGAAUUUAAUCCAGAGAGGUUUGCUGAAGGAGUUUCCAAGGCAUCAGGGGAUCAAUUGGCAUUUUAUCCCUUUGGCUGGGGACCAAGGAUUUGCUUAGGCCUAGACUUCGCAAUGAUAGACGCAAAAUUGGCUCUGGCUAUGAUUUUGCAGCACUUCUCAUUCAAGCUCUCACCUUCAUACACUCAUGCUCCCUACACCAGGCUUGCUCUUCACCCGCAACAUGGAGCUCCAAUUAUAUAG
Coffea arabica (coffee) is the source of this 408-nucleotide messenger RNA. Its product is annotated as cytochrome P450 72A397-like. NCBI's taxonomy places the organism in Eukaryota, Viridiplantae, Streptophyta, Magnoliopsida, Gentianales, Rubiaceae. The record is from RefSeq and is a predicted model, not a curated record. Gene Ontology annotation, molecular function: heme binding; oxidoreductase activity, acting on paired donors, with incorporation or reduction of molecular oxygen; monooxygenase activity.